UUGAAGAACUCGUUGUACGAUGAAGGAGGCAGCUGCGGCCACUCCACUCUUCUUCUUCUUCUUCUUCUUCGCUCACAAGAAGUUGCAGCAAUAAACAUUUCACAAUCAAAUUACACACGUUCCCAAAGGUCAGCGUCAGCAACGUUUCUUUCCCAGUUUCCCUCCGCCAUUAACGCAUUCUGCUAUCAUCACUCCCUUUUUCACUGUUUUCACUCUUCCAAUUCUACUCAGAUCUGUGCGAAUUGGACUGCAAACAGUGAAAUCCCUGUUAUGCCCUCACCCUAAUAUCAGACAGACACUUCAUCAACUGCACCACCGACACUGUAGCCAAUACCCACGCCGCCGUCCGGUGUCGUCCUCCUCCGCUGGCACCAUUAGUCCUCUCGUGUCCCUCGACGGCAGCCUUCUCCGUCCAACGCCUUCGACCAGAUGUCUAAAGACAAUGACGUGGAAAACCCAACUACUAACCCAAGCAUCAAAGUUGAAAAGGAUGCCAAUCUGAGUGCUACUGCUACUGCGACUGUUGCUGAUGUUGAUAUCAAGGGAAAUUGGUACAAUGCUUUGUUGCAACAAAUCUCCGUGUAUGGUGUUGCUGCUGGUUAUUGUUUAUCUGCAUCACUGCUCUCAAUUAUCAACAAAUGGGCUAUAAUGAAGUUCCCUUACCCGGGCGCAUUGACAGCCCUGCAAUACUUCACUAGCGCAGCUGGAGUCUUUAUCGUUGGCCGGCUCAAGUUCGUUGAGCAUGAUCCGCUUGAUUUAUUGACAAUGUGGAGGUUUUUACCUGCUGCUAUCAUUUUUUAUCUCUCGCUCUUCACCAACAGUGAGCUGCUCUUGCAUGCCAAUGUGGAUACGUUUAUUGUGUUCCGGUCGGUUGUACCGAUCUUUGUCGCAGUAGGGGAGACUCUGUUCCUUCACCAGCCAUGGCCCACACUGAAGACAUGGGCAUCCCUGGCCACAAUCUUUGUGGGGAGUGUGCUAUAUGUUGCAACAGAUUAUCAGUUUACUUUCAUGGCCUAUAGCUGGGCGCUUGCGUAUUUGAUCAGUAUGACCAUAGAUUUUGUUUACAUAAAGCAUGUUGUGAUGACAAUCGGAUUGAACACUUGGGGUCUUGUGUUGUACAACAAUCUUGAGGCUCUACUGCUUUUUCCGUUGGAGCUGAUGAUUAUGGGUGAGCUGAAGAAGAUUAAGCAUGAGAUUUCUGAUGAGUCAGAUUGGUACUCUUUCGAAGUGGUUUUGCCAGUGGGAUUAUCAUGUUUGUUUGGUCUAUCUAUUUCUUUUUUCGGGUUUUCUUGCCGCAGGGCGAUUUCUGCAACAGGGUUUACAGUUCUUGGUAUAGUGAACAAGUUGUUGACGGUGGUGAUUAAUCUGGUAGUUUGGGACAAGCAUUCAACAUGGGUGGGAACUGUGGGACUUUUGAUUUGCAUGCUGGGUGGGAUUAUGUAUCAACAAUCAACAAGUAAGCCAAAGGCUGCAAAAGAAGCAACUGCACAGGAAGGUGAGGAGGAAGAACAGAAAUUACUUGAAUUGCAAGACAAUUCAGUGACCGACAAUAAUGAUAAUGAAGUCCUUAGUAAAUCAAGGGAAGAAAAAUGAUUAUUUUCAUGUAGGAAAAAUUUCUACGUUUCUUUUCAAGUGUAUGUUUAUUUUCAUAGGUAUCUGAUGUGAAUUAUAAUCUCAAUUUUCACAACUAUUAAUAUACAAUUCUUUACCAAUUCUGUUUCUUUGAA
This is a messenger RNA of Arachis duranensis, 1727 nucleotides long. Its product is annotated as GDP-mannose transporter GONST3. Bases 430 to 1593 code for a protein of 387 amino acids. The transcript is spliced from 2 exons. Gene Ontology annotation, cellular component: Golgi apparatus. Gene Ontology annotation, molecular function: GDP-fucose transmembrane transporter activity; antiporter activity. Lineage: Eukaryota; Viridiplantae; Streptophyta; Magnoliopsida; Fabales; Fabaceae. The record is from RefSeq and is a predicted model, not a curated record.